Molecule: messenger RNA, 3745 nt
Organism: Bufo gargarizans (Asiatic toad)
Lineage: Eukaryota; Metazoa; Chordata; Amphibia; Anura; Bufonidae
Gene: RTN4RL1
Product: reticulon 4 receptor like 1
Exons: 2
Coding region: 454-1824 (456 amino acids)
Cellular component (GO): plasma membrane
Molecular function (GO): protein binding
Source: RefSeq, a predicted model, not a curated record
CUGAGCGCAGACUGCCACACUACACCCAGAGAGCGGGAAGGGAGGCUCUGUCUCUUGUCAUCUCUGCCUGUCUCUGGCAGUCUCUCAGCCCUGGCACAGUUACUGGUGACAAGGGGCUCAAUGACUCUCCUUAGACUCCUUUCCCCCAACACUAAGGGGGUGGAGAGGUGUGAACAGUUCUCAGCCAAAAAAGGGGGCGUCUUCCCCCCCUAAAUACCCAGAGGAGAGAGAAAACUGGGAGAAAGAGAAGCAGAAGGCAGGACAGUGAGGCGCAGCAGCCUCGGAGGAGGCACAGCCGCGGACCGCAGUUGUCCCUGGCUCCCCGGAUUGAUUGUCUCUUCGGCGGGACCCUGAGCAGAAGGCACCACCUGGCAGGGGAAGGCUCCGUCUCUUGCCUGUCGGAUUAAGCUGCUGUCUCUUAGGAGUGGUCGCCGGAGCCCGAGUGCCCCGGAGAUGCGCACAGGUGGCAUCAUGCAGCGCUCAGGAUGUCACUUGGAUCUAUUUUUGGUUCUUUUUGGACUGCAGUUGCCUUUUAUAUCACUAUGCCCUAUAAACUGUAUAUGUUACCCUUCACCAAUGACUGUCAGCUGCCAGGCUCACAACUUUGGAGGUGUACCAGAAGGGAUUCCAGAUAUCAGCGAGAGGAUAUUUCUACAGAACAAUCAGAUAACCAUGCUCCUAAGAGGCCAUUUUAGCCCUUCAUUAGUCACUCUGUGGCUUUACAGCAACAAUAUUACCUUCAUUGAUCCAGAGACAUUUGAAGGGUUUGAAAACCUUGAAGAACUGGAUCUUGGGGACAAUCGGUAUUUGAGGGCUUUGGCAGGAGAGACAUUUCAAGGUUUGUCUAGACUUCAUACCUUGAAUCUGUACAAAUGUGGCCUCAGUUCCCUGCCUAAUGGGAUAUUUAAUGGACUUCACAGUUUGCAAUUUCUUUACCUUCAAAACAACCACAUUGAGUUUCUACAAGAUGACAUCUUUAUAGAUUUAGUCAACCUGAGUCAUCUUUUUUUGCAUGGAAACAAGCUUUGGAGCCUUCAUGAAAAUACCUUUAGAGGUUUAGUCAACCUGGAUCGUCUCCUCCUCCACCAGAACCAACUUCAGUUCAUUCACAGAAAUGCGUUUCAUGAUCUUAAGAGGCUGACUACACUAUUCCUGUUUAACAACAGUAUAUCAGAACUGCAAGGGGAGUGUUUGGCACAUCUUUCUGCACUGGAGUUUUUGAGGCUUAAUGAUAACCCAUGGGACUGUGACUGUAAAGCCAGAUCCCUGUGGGAAUGGUUACGAAAGUUUAGAGGGACUAGUUCAAAUGUUAUUUGUGAAUCACCUGAUAAAAUGCAGGGCAGAGACCUUAAAACUCUAAAAGCCGAAGAUUAUGCGCAUUGUUCUGGCUCAGAGUCCCUUCACCAAAUUAAGACUCAUACCUACAGCACCACUCAUCAGAUAUCACAUAAAGGCCACCACUCACACCAUUCCUCCAAGGAAAAAGGGAAAGAUUCGCACCAAAAUGAGCCAGCUGCCCAUCCAGACCCACGUUCAGGAACAAGGAAACAUGGUAAGAACUGCACCAGUCACAAAAAUCGAAAUCGGAUCUCAAAACCCCUAUCUGGGAAGAGCUCACAUGACUUACAGGAUUAUGUACCGGAUUACAAAUUCAAUUUCGACAAUAUGCCCACUCCUUCAACAAAGAGGAAGACUAAAUGUACACGGAGGACGUCCAUGAGAAUGCCAAGUGGAGUGAAGCAGGCAACAGAAAACAACAGGUGUGAUGGGGUCAGGGUGUCCCUGCUGCUCUUCCUCCUGGUGUUGGCUGUCAUUGUACGCUGACAAACUUUGGAAGGAACUCUAGCCACUGCCACCACUUUCUAAUGGACGCAUUUCUUUCUGUUAUUCUUCUUUAUUUGUGUAUGGAGGAUUUGACAAGGAGGAUGAAUGAAAGUGGCUUCUCAUGAUCAAUUGGCUUGUGUUGAUGGAUUAUAAAUGUUAACUGGAUGCAAAGCAGUUUGGGGGCAAAGCUUUAUCACAAGCCUACAACAUGCUGCCCCAACUUUGCAUGUACAAAGGGCAACGUCGUUUAUGGACAUUGCAGAAAAAAAAUCAUUACUCAUUCUUGACAUGCAAAACGAGGAAUUCUUACUAAUCCUUCCUGUUUGUUUUUUUUUCUAUAUUGUUUGAUCUUUAAAGUGGGAACAUAAUUGUUAAAAUCCCACAAACAUUACAAGCCAGGCCUCCUACACAUGCAAAAGACACUGUGUGAGUAAUGUCUCCAACUGGUUUCGUUGGCCUAUACAGUUGUUAUUGGUCUUUGGGCCAAUGCUGCUCAGAAGACAAUCUACAAAUCCUGAAAAAAACUCAGGCAUAUUAUCUUAUUCUAGCAGGGCUUAGCUGCCAUGCUACCAAAGGAAGUUUGCAAGCGUACAAUAGACUUGUUAAAAAAAUAAAACUAGAAAAGAGAUUCCUGCAGGCAGCCUGUUUAUUUUGUAUCUGUAUCCACAUAGUUAUUUAAUGACACAGCCCUUUACCUACCCCUCUCUGUCCAAAUAUCCAUAAAUGUGUCUAUAAAUGUUUCUAUGGCUAUAUCUUAAAAAAGAAAAAGAAAAAAAAGGAACAUCAGAAAAGGAGAACUGUGCUGUUUGUUUUAUAGCAAAUAGGCAUUAUUGGCUUUCAGCUUUGGCAUUAGUUAUUUUGGGGAGGGGAGUAUACCUCAUUAUUCACAGCUGCCAGAAGUAGUGAAUGGUGGCAAAGAGCCAUACGAGGAGAACUGCAGAUUAAUUCACUUUAAAAAAUGGCCCAUGGAGUGACAUUUUAACCCAAAUACAAUAACAUAGGCAAGGGUAUCAAAAGUUAACCUGAAGAAGAAACAGGUGUCAAAAAAUAUAUACAGGUCGGGUUCACCAUAACUAUUCAGCCAUAGAAGUCAGUGUCUUAUUUGGGAGCAGGUGGUGAAAAUGUAGUUGGAAAGAAAAGGGCGCUCCCAUCAGUGUUAGUUGAUAUGAGCCUUAUAGCUGGUCUAGAGGUAUUCACAACCUAGGGAUAAUUGUCCAACGUAAUAUGUGUGAAGACAACUUUGUCAGGAAAUGUCAGACAUAGGGAUAAGAGUACAGUGUAAUGUCUAUGAAGAAAACAACCUUAUCAAAAAUCUUCAUCAGACAUGGGCCAUCUAGUAACUUGUGGGUCCCUAUGGCACAGGGACUCCGCAAGCGAUCCAUAAGCAAACUUCAGAGACAGGUAGAAGCAGAAGUCAACGGGGUUGCAAUUUGUAGGAAGAUUAUUGGUAUACUUAUGGGGAGGUCAACAUGUGCCUAUGGCUACUUGCAGAGUGUGCUGUGUCGUAACUCUAUAUCCUCAAAAUCUUUACUGAAAGUCAAAUCAUGUUUUGGGAUAAGCUCUACAGUAUGUGCAGAACUCUGGGGACUAUCAAAAGAUUACACUCAAGUUUUACCAAGAGCAAAAAAAAUAUAUAUGUAUAAAAUUAUAUAUAUAUAUAUAUAUAUAUAUAUAUAUAUAUAUAUAUAUAUAUAUACAAUAUUAUAAAAUAAAUAUAUACCUAACCUGCAAAAAGUCCUUAUCCUAAAAAAAAGGUGUGUUUUUUUUUUGCCCUGGAAAGCUCAAAGAGUUCACAUCAUGAUAGGUGACCCCACUGCCAGUAAAAAGUAGCAGUGUUAACCAGAUAUAGAUAACAGAUCUAGUGAGUAUUGCACACACAAUAAAAUGUUAUUUCCUUGUAAGAGAACUUGUGUGACCAGAA